AUGUGGCCCAAAUGGCUUCGACAUUUUGAGCGCUAUAGGAUCGCUUCUGGUCUUCAAAACAAAUCAAACCAGGAACAAGUGGGAACAUUUCUCUAUGCAAUGCGGGAUUGUGCGGAUGACAUCGUCAAAACGCUAAGCAUAAACGAAACAACGGCUUCCUUUGACGAGGUCAAAACAGCCCUCAAUGGUUAUUUUGCAGCCCGCCGCACCACAAUGUUAUCGUUGAACGAGCACGGUUCAAUCGACGAAGACAAAACCCCGGUGAAUUCGUGGACACCUUUAUUCAAGACUUACACCGCUUCGCCGAAAAUUGUGAGUACGGAACUCUUAAGGAUGAACUUCUAA
Messenger RNA from Porites lobata, 345 nucleotides. Lineage: Eukaryota; Metazoa; Cnidaria; Anthozoa; Scleractinia; Poritidae. The record is from the annotation of a GenBank genome assembly.